AAAUCAAUGAGUUGAGACGGGUUAUUUUAGUAAUAGUUAUGUGCUAGACAAGUACCUACAUCGAUCUAUGGUGCAGUGAAUAAUACCUUACAGUGCUUAUAACAUUACAUAUUUCAUCCAGCAGUAUAAUGUUGAUUUUUUAUUUAUUGUUAAUUUUCUGUGUUUAUUUUACAUCAUUGUAUGCUUUGAAACUGCCAAGUUAUACUUUAGCAUGCAGUAGAAAUGAUCCUAAUUUAAACGACUGUGUAGUGAAACAUGGUCAAGCGGCUAUUCCUUAUUUCAUCAACGGUGACCCAAGAUAUAAAGUUCCUAAAUUGGAUCCAUUAUUUAUUACCGCAUUGACCGUCGAACAGGGCAUUCGACAAAUUGGAAUAUCGUUAACGCUCAAGAAUUCUUCUAUAUAUGGUCUCAGGGAUGCAAUUUUUAAAGAAGCCAGGACCAAUAUACCAGGUCGACACAUUGAAUGGGAUUUUGAAAUUCCAAAAAUAUACAUCGAAGGAAAUUACGAAGUAACUGGUCGAAUUUUAAUUCUUCCCAUCGUUGGAAAUGGAAAAGCGAACGUUACAAUAACUGAUUUGAAGAUUACUUACAAAUACGACUGGGAUUAUAUAACCAAAAAAAAUGGCAGAAAAUACAUGAAUAUAACCACCAGUUCAUUAGGAUAUCAAAAUGGAAGAACGUACUUUCAAUUAGAAAACUUAUUCAAUGGAGAUAAACUAUUAGGUGAAAACAUGUUAACUUUCUUGAACGAAAAUUGGAAAGAAGUAACUACAGAAAUAGGACCAGCGUUAGGAGAAGCAAUUUCAGAAGUUUUCCGAUUAAUUCUAACCAGCAUAGCUGAUUUAGUUCCUUGGGAAUAUAUUUAUCCGGAUAUCUAAAUACGGAAAAUAAUACCACUAUACUUUAUCCUCGUGCCAAAUGAUUUUAUAUUUAAUUUUAUAUAGGCUGUUAUAUUUUAUACAAUAUACCUAAUUAUAAUGUA
This is a messenger RNA of Planococcus citri (citrus mealybug), 982 nucleotides long. RefSeq names its product protein takeout-like. Bases 129 to 878 code for a protein of 249 amino acids. The record is from RefSeq and is a predicted model, not a curated record. NCBI's taxonomy places the organism in Eukaryota, Metazoa, Arthropoda, Insecta, Hemiptera, Pseudococcidae. The transcript is spliced from 6 exons.